CUGUAGCCCCUCUCAGGCCGCGGUGGGGAGCAUUCUCACCCCGCUGUCUCCGUUUAGCGGACGGGGCUCCCAGUGUCAGUGAGAACCGGAGGGAGAGGGAGGAGGAGAGAUGAACGGUAACCCGUGUGCCCGCAGGCUGGCCAGGCGCUCCCGGUCCGCUCUGCUGGUCGCCGCUCUGGCCGUCCUGCUGGUCCAGACACUCAUUGUGUGGAACUUCAGCAACCUGGACUCUGGAGGCGGGGACGAAGGCGCCAGGGGUCGGGAGAAGAGAGAGGACCGGAGCGGGGGGCUCAACAAAGCUGACAAGGAGUCCCCGCGGAAGGGGCUGGAGAAGAAGGGCGACCCGCCGCCGCUGCACGGAAAAGCGGCCGUCCGGCACAAGCUGCAGGCGGAUGUGUACCACUCCCACCGCCCCAAAGAGAAACUCCAUCCAGACAGCAACAAUAACGAGAACUCGGUCCCCAAAGACUUCGACUCCAUCGACAGCAACAGCAACUUGGGAGCACAAUCCCAACGCCAGCGACUUCCUGCUGCAAACGCCAAGCGCAAGCUAGACAAGGUCCCGAGCAUGCUGGGAAAUGACAUCCUCAAAUACCCCAACCCCCAACCCAGAGGCCACAGUUACAACCGCACCCACAUCCGUAAGGCACACCCCCAGCUGCCAACCCUCCCUGCACCUGCCCAGGGGUCCAAUCAGGAUCCUCCAUUCUACCAGACGAGGAGGCCAGCCUCGCCUCAGCUGCCCUCCGGCCCGGAGCCGAGGAAGGAACAGCCGCAGUGCGAGAUCAGUGGGAAAGAGGCCAUCUCAGCUCUGUCCAGAGCCAAGAGCCGGGAAUGCCGGCAGCAGAUCGUGGAGGUGUACUGCAAGCACAAAGACAAGGCGCUGAUGCCCGAGAAAGUUCCUCGUUUCUGCCCCAUAGAAGGUAAAGCCAACGUAAACGCACAGUGGGAUGAGGGCACAGCCUCUGACGCCGCUCAGCCCAUACGCAUCGCCUUCGUCCUGGUCGUCCACGGCAGAGCCUCAAGGCAGUUCCAGCGGCUCUUCAAGGCCAUUUACCACACCUCACACUACUACUACAUCCACGUAGACCAGAGGUCCGAUUACCUCCACAGAGAGGUGCUGUCUCUGACCAGCCAGUAUCCAAACGUGCGGGUGACUCCCUGGAGGAUGGCCACCAUCUGGGGCGGAGCCAGCCUCUUGACCAUGUACCUGCACAGCAUGGAGGACCUGCUCAAAAUGGCCGACUGGUCCUGGGACUUCUUCAUCAAUCUCAGCGCUGCUGACUACCCCAUCAGGACCAAUGAGCAACUGGUGUCCUUCCUGUCCAAAUAUCGCAACAUGAACUUCAUCAAAUCUCACGGCAGAGACAACGCUCGUUUCAUCCGUAAACAGGGUCUGGACCGUCUCUUCUACGAGUGUGACACCCACAUGUGGCGACUCGGUGAUCGCAAGAUCCCCGAGGGCAUCGCCGUGGAUGGAGGCUCUGAUUGGUUCCUGCUCAACCGGCCGUUUGUGGAUUACGUGGUCAACUCCAGGGAUGAGCUGGUCGUCAGCAUGAAACGCUUCUACACAUACACGCUGCUGCCCGCCGAGUCGUUUUUCCACACUGUGCUGGAGAACAGCGUCCACUGUGAGACCAUGGUGGACAACAACCUGCGGCUCACCAACUGGAAUCGUAAACUGGGAUGUAAAUGCCAGUACAAGCACAUCGUGGACUGGUGCGGCUGCUCGCCAAACGACUUCAAACCCUCGGACCUGCCGCGCUUCCAGCAAGCAUCUCGUCCCACCUUCUUCGCCCGGAAGUUUGAGGCCAGCGUCAGCCAGGAGAUCAUCAGCCAGCUUGACGCCUUCUUGUUUGGGGCGUACGCCUCCGGGACCCCAGGUCUCCAGGCCUACUGGGAGAACAUCUUUGAACAGGAGACAGACGGACUGGGCAGCCUGUCGGACUCCUCGCUCAGCCACUACCAUGUCUUCACUCGCAUGGGACUGUCCCGCGCCGCCGCCUCGCUGCAGGGACAUCCUAACGACAACAGCUGCAGGUACAUGACCAUGAGCCACCCAGUGUCAGUGCACCUCUACUUCUUGUCGGAUCAGUUCCAGGGCUACCUGGUGCGUCAUGUGGCCACUAACCGAGCAUCCACCCAGCUGGAGAACCUGGAGACGUGGGUGACACCCAGAGAUCACUUCACCCUAGCCAACUCGCUCCACGCCAGCAACAGGCUCCAGCACAUCCAGGUUGGGUCAGACUGGGAUCCGAAGGAGCGUCUCUUCAGGAACUGGGGGUGCCUGCUGGGGCCCGAGGACGAGCCAGUGGCUGUGCAGCGCUGGAGCCGAAGCCAGAACAACCUGACUGCCACCGUGGUAUGGAUCGACCCCACCAAUGUCAUCGCAGCCACCUACGACAUCCUGGUGGAUGCCUCUGCUGAGGUCACUCACUACCGGCCACCGCUCACCUCCCCGCUAAGGCCGGGCGUCUGGACGCUGAGGGUCCUGCACCACUGGAGCCUGCUGGGUCAGACCAGCUUUAUCGUAGCCCCUCUGGAGUUUCACCGUCAGCAGCCCAUUCAGAAAGAGGACACUCUGCGGCUUCAUGGUGGUCCGGCCAGGAACUCCUACAUGGAACAGAGCUUCCACGGCCUGAACCCGGUGCUCCGGCUGCCGGUGAGCCUGGGUGCCGUGGAGGAGGCUGAGGCCAACGCCGGACUGACAGGAGCACCGCUUCGCCGCUGGCUGGAUGGACUCCUGGAGGGCCACUGGUCCGCCUCGGACGUCUGCUCAGUGGGCCCCAGCGCCUGUCCCGUCAUGCAGCGCUGCCACCUCGCUCCGUGGAGCUCCGCCAGCCCCGACCCCAAAUCCGAACUGACCCUGCCCAAGCAGGACGGACGGAUCAGGUAGCAGGCGGAAAGGCUGGGGGAGGAGGAAUGGACAGAUGGGCAGAAAUGAAGGAAGACCUGUUUGUGUCUGAUAUUUAUUUAUUUAAAGUUUCAGGGGUAAAUAGAAGACUCAAAACUGAGGAAAAUAUUCUCUCCCAGUCACUUGGGUUUGGGAGGAAAGCCCAAGUGUGUGCUGACGAAUGAAUGAAUGUGAGAUGAUGAACUCAGUACCUCUCAUUGUUGAAUGUGUCCCUGGUGAAGGGGGGCUUUAAAUGCUCACAAUGGCUGUGUUGCUCAUCUUUUGAGCCCAUUUUGGGCCUAUUGUUUUCAAAAGGUUUCCAGAUUUAUUCAUUUCUAGCAAAUCUGCCUCACCAUGUCUUUGAAGUUUGAAAAUAUUCAAAUGUCAUUCAUUUAAAGUCACUUUAUUCUCAAAUUUCCUAAAUUAAAAUCCAUUUAGAUUGUGAUGGCAAAUUAAGUUGGUAGCUGGAACAAACACUGAGCAGUGACAUGACAUGAAAACCCCAAAUUCACUAAAAGAUUAGACUUUUUUUAUACCUGAUAAGCUACUCUUUAAGAAUUUGAUGGACUAAAUAUUAACAUGUUUCUAGAAUGCAACACUUCAAGUGUCAUUUUAUUGUACAUUCCCAGCUCCAGAAAUAAUUUCCACAUCUCAUCAAGUCAUAUUUUAUUCCCAGUAGAAGAUAAACAACAUAUCAGAUG
Melanotaenia boesemani (Boeseman's rainbowfish) is the source of this 3594-nucleotide messenger RNA. Its product is annotated as xylosyltransferase 1-like. Gene Ontology annotation, molecular function: protein xylosyltransferase activity. Gene Ontology annotation, cellular component: membrane. The record is from RefSeq and is a predicted model, not a curated record. Bases 110 to 2896 code for a protein of 928 amino acids. The transcript has 11 exons. Gene Ontology annotation, biological process: heparan sulfate proteoglycan biosynthetic process; chondroitin sulfate proteoglycan biosynthetic process. NCBI's taxonomy places the organism in Eukaryota, Metazoa, Chordata, Actinopteri, Atheriniformes, Melanotaeniidae.